Molecule: messenger RNA, 1867 nt
Organism: Abrus precatorius (Indian licorice)
Lineage: Eukaryota; Viridiplantae; Streptophyta; Magnoliopsida; Fabales; Fabaceae
Product: tubby-like F-box protein 8
Exons: 7
Coding region: 421-1707 (428 amino acids)
Molecular function (GO): protein binding
Source: RefSeq, a predicted model, not a curated record
CGUCCGUGUCUCGUCCAAGGUCAGCCUCCGUCUUUGUGUGAGAGAAGAAAAAAAAGUUAGAGAGAGAAAAAGAAGUUAUGAUUUGCUAACACAGGAUCUAAAGCGUGUUGUUCUCUGAUAAGACUUUGCAACAUCAUGAUCUCUUAUGUUCUAUGAUCUCUUCGUUUUAGAGAGAGGAGGACCCUUAGUUAUCAACCCAAGUUUGGUGUUUGAGCUUCCUACAAUAAGUCAGAUUGAGGGGGUUCAAGAUCAUGUUUAAAACCCGCCAAAAACAUGUUUCUGACGAAACUCUUCACUCUUCUAAGAUUUGUGAGUUGUGACGACAUCUUCUGAGUAACUAGAGUGGAGGGGUAAUUUUUAUUCUUUUAGGGACGCUUUGAUAACAUAUUAAGCUCUGGGGCUGUCAGUAUAUUAGAACAAAUGUCCUUCCGCAGUAUAGUUCGAGAUGUAAGGGAUGGAUUUGGAAGCUUGUCAAGGAGGAGUUUUGAGGUAAGGCUUCCUGGCCAUCACAGGGGCAAGUCACGAAGUUCGGUUCAUGAGUUGCAGGAGCAGCCACCAGUUAUACAGAAUAGUCGAUGGGCUAGCCUUCCACCUGAGCUUCUUCGCGAUGUUAUUAAGAGAUUGGAAACAAGUGAGAGUACAUGGCCUGGCCGUAAACAUGUGGUUGCAUGUGCUGCUGUGUGCAAGGCCUGGAGAGAAAUGUGCAAAGAGAUUGUCAGCAGUCCUGAAUUCUGUGGGAAGAUUACCUUCCCCAUUUCCCUGAAGCAGCCUGGGCAUAGGGAUGGACCCAUCCAGUGUUUCAUCAAGAGAGACAAAUCUAAGCUGACAUACCACCUUUUCCUUUGCCUUAGUCCUGCCUUGCUUGUUGAAAAUGGAAAGUUUCUUCUCUCUGCAAAACGGACCAGAAGAACAACUUGCACAGAGUAUAUUAUAUCAAUGGAUGCAGAUAACAUAUCAAGAUCUAGUAGUACUUACAUUGGAAAAUUGAGGUCAAAUUUUCUUGGCACCAAGUUUAUAAUUUAUGAUACGCAGCCUCCCUACAAUAAUGCUCAGCUGUCUCCACCAGGCCGCAGCCGUAGGUUUUCCACAAAGGUUUCACCAAAGGUCCCUAGUGGCAGUUACAAUAUUGCCCAGGUCACCUACGAGUUGAAUGUCCUUGGUACUAGGGGCCCUCGAAGGAUGAACUGCACCAUGUACUCAAUUCCUGCAUCAUCCCUUGAGCCCGGUGGCACUGUCCCAGGCCAACCAGAGCUCCUUCCCCGUGCCCUUGAGGAUUCUUUCCGGAGUAUAUCCUUCUCAAAAUCAAUUGACAAUUCAACCGAGUUUAGCAGCUCAAGGUUCUCAGACAUAAUGGGAACUGGCAAUGAAGAGGAGGGAAAGGAGAGACCACUGGUUCUUAAGAACAAGUCUCCAAGAUGGCAUGAACAGCUGCAAUGUUGGUGCCUCAACUUCAGAGGAAGGGUGACUGUUGCCUCGGUCAAGAAUUUUCAGCUGAUUGCUGCAACGCAGCCUGCAGCUGUUGCUCCUGCAGGAACUGGACCUACACCUUCUCAGCCAACAACGCAGUCUGAUCACGACAAGAUUAUUCUUCAAUUUGGCAAAGUUGGCAAGGAUAUGUUUACAAUGGACUAUCGAUACCCCCUCUCUGCAUUUCAGGCUUUUGCCAUAUGCUUGACUAGCUUCGACACAAAACUGGCAUGUGAAUAGUUACAAGAGAUAUAUGUGGUAAGAAAAAUAGAAUUUUAAUUUCCAUUUUAGAUAUUCAUAGGAUGUUGCAGCUUCAUUAAGUCAUUGUUGUCUUCAUAGUUAAACUGUAAAGUUCGGAACAAUCUGUGUCCAGUGUACCUUUUUCUUUUGAACAUGUUCC